CCCCCGGGGAGGCCCCGCCAGCCGCAGUCGGCCUGGCCGGGCUCCCGGUGCCCCCUGACCCCGCGCCCUCCCGGCCCCUGCCCGGCCCCUGCCCGGCCCCGCCGCUUCCCGGCAGAGCGGCCGCUGCCCGCGCCAUGGCCGCCCCGCGCGCCCUGCUGCUCCUCGGCCUGCUUCUCGCCGCGCCGCAGGGGCACGGCCGGCGGCCACCCCCUCCCCAGAGCCCCCUGGAGAAGGUGGCGGUCGCGGAGCACCUCAGCCUCCCCCAGCUGGCAGGGCGGUGGUUCCUGGUCGGCGUGGCCUCCCGCUGCGGCUACCUGGCAGAGCACAGCCACCAGCUGGAGGCCACGGCGGUGACAGUGGGUCCGGACGGGCAGAGCCUGACGGUCAGCACCUUCACGAAGCUGGAUGGGAUGUGCUGGGAGAUCAGGCAGCGCUACCUCCCUGCUGGGCCGCGUGGACGCUUCUUCCUGAAGGGCCGUGGCUACGGCAGCAAGGUGGACGUGGUGGUGGCAGAGACAGACCACAGCAGCUAUGCCAUCCUCUGUUACCAGAAGGGCCGGAGCAUCUCCGUCAAGCUGUAUGGACGGAGCAGCAAGGUCAGCGAUGCCAUUGCGGACAAGUUCGAGCAGCGCGCCAGGGCUGUGGGCCUGAGUGAAGACGUGACCUACUACUUCCCCACGUACGGGUUUUGUGACUCCGCAGACGAGUUCCACAUUCUCAACGAAAUGAAGCUCUAGAUGGAGGCAGAGUUGCCAGGACAUGCCCAGAACUGAUCCCUCACCUCAUCCAGCUGCCUACAGACACAGGGACGGGCAGGGACGAGCUGGGGCUUGGCCAGACCUCGCUGCUGUACAGCAGCCCUUGGGGCUCCCCAGCUCUUCCAGCUGCACUGGCAGCCCGCCUGCCUGGCCUUGUUGCGUCCCCCCAUGGCUUUGCAUCCUUCACCCCAGUGCCCUGCAGCAGCCAGCAAGACUCCAAUAAACACAAGAAAAGGG
Messenger RNA from Cygnus olor (mute swan), 995 nucleotides. RefSeq names its product complement C8 gamma chain (gene C8G). Gene Ontology annotation, cellular component: membrane attack complex. Gene Ontology annotation, biological process: complement activation. Lineage: Eukaryota; Metazoa; Chordata; Aves; Anseriformes; Anatidae. The record is from RefSeq and is a predicted model, not a curated record.